Molecule: messenger RNA, 1379 nt
Organism: Portunus trituberculatus (swimming crab)
Lineage: Eukaryota; Metazoa; Arthropoda; Malacostraca; Decapoda; Portunidae
Product: oocyte zinc finger protein XlCOF14-like
Exons: 3
Coding region: 1-645 (214 amino acids)
Biological process (GO): regulation of transcription by RNA polymerase II
Cellular component (GO): nucleus
Molecular function (GO): RNA polymerase II cis-regulatory region sequence-specific DNA binding; DNA-binding transcription factor activity, RNA polymerase II-specific
Source: RefSeq, a predicted model, not a curated record
AUGGUGGCAAGAAUGACCUGGAGGCAGGCAGCUCCACCCACAGAGGAGAGAGAAAGUGUUAAAAAUUAUGAGUGUCUGGAAUGUGGAAAGAAAUUCACCACAAAGUCUAACCUCACCACACACACCCUGACACACAGAGGUGUUAGAAAUUAUGAGUGUCUGGAAUGUGGAAAGAAAUUUGCUGGAAAGGGUAACCUCAACAAACACACCUUGACACACAGUGGUGUUAGAAAUUAUGAGUGUAUGGAAUGUGGAAAGAAAUUUGCUGAAAAGGGUAACCUCAACAAACACACCUUGACACACAGUGGUAUUAGAAAUUAUGAGUGUCUGGAAUGUGGAAAGAAAUUUACCACAAAGAGUCAUUUCAACAGACACAUUCUGACACACAGUGGUGUUAGAAAUCAUGAGUGUCUGGAAUGUGGCAAGAAAUUCACCACAAAGUCUAACCUUACCACACACACCCUGACACACACUGGUGUGAGAAAUUAUGAGUGUGAGGAGUGUGGCAAGAAAUUCUUCACCAUUGGUGCUCUCAACAGACAUGCCUUCAGACACACUGGCUUGAGGGAGUUCAAGUGUGAUGUUUGUGGCAAGUGUUUCAAGACUAAGCGUGACAUUGCCCAGCAUGUGAAGAUCCACUUUUGAGGUGGUGUGUUGUGUUGACUGGUGGGGCCACACCCAUGCCUGUGGGAGUGUGUGGUGGUGGUGGUGGUGGGCAGUGUGUUUCUUUUUUCUUCUCUUGAGUUGCCUCCUCCUGACCUUGGCCUGACCUUCCAGCCUUUGCUCCUCGGCACAGCCAGGUGAAGCACGCCUUCAGUGGGAACCGGUCUCCCGAGGGUGUCACCAAGGCUCUCCAUCUCCAGCAGGACGUGGCGGGGGUCAAGAUGGCAGGCAAGCAAGCAAAUAAAUAAGACAUUGGUGUGUGUUGGAUGCCUGCGUGACUCCAUGCUACGCUGGCCUGCCACACCACAGAAUACAUUGAUGAUAGUGUCACGUCAGCAGACACUACACUGUUGUCAUGUGUGGCAGUGCCUGUAAGGACAACACAUCCCUCCACCGGCACCACUGUUGUGUCUGGGUACGUCUAUAUAUAGCAUCCCAUCCCAUCCCCUAUCUACCUGCCUUAUUUACAUCUGUUGCUGUUUACCCCCCUUGUAUCUACACCAAGUCAGUAAUACCUCUAACAGUCUCAGGAGAAAGACUGCAACAAAAUCACUCCAGAAAAUUUAUUACAAAACAAAAGCCAAACUGAAGAAUGCAAAGAAAAACACAUCAAAUGAUCUCAGUUUCUCGUUAAAAUAGAAAAAAUACACCAAACUGUCUCUUUUUCUCUCCCUAAAAUCUCUACCCUAAAAAAUGCAUAAAGUGACUCCCAAGUC